AAAUGCAACACCCCGACCACACCACACCACCCCACCCACAAUAAAAGUAAUAAAAAGGAGAAGAUGGAAGAAUCAAACCGGGGUCUACCUGAUAUGGCACUAACCGCCAACGGGGGCACUAAAAGAAAACUCAAAAACUCUUAUAAAUAUAACAAACACAAAAUCUCCAAGCAAAUAAAAACAAAAACACAGAAGAAAAAAAAAGUGCAAAGAAAGAAGAAGAUGGGAAACUGUUUAGUAAUGGAGAAGAAGUUGAUAACGAUAAUGAGAAAUGAUGGGAAGGUACUUGAAUAUAGAAAACCCAUUUGUGUUCAUCACAUCCUUACUCAGUUCUCUGGCCAUUCUGUCUUCGACAACAAUACUAGUUGUCAUCUUCAGCCUGAUGCUAAACUUCUCUCUGGUCGUCUCUACUACCUCCUACCAACAACAAUAAACAAGAAAAAGACCAAGAAAGUGAGGUUUGCUGAUCCUGAGGUGAAACCAGAAGAAAGAUUACCAAGUGAAGAAGAUGAACAACAUCAUGGUGAUACUGAUGAAAGCAAGAGCAACAGAGAUGACAACAAAAGCAUGAGUGUUGUGAGAAUGAAGAUCGUUGUGCGUAAGCAAGAGUUGGAGAAGCUGCUUCGAGGAGGGUCGGUCCAUGAGAUGAUGUACCAGACUCUUGAGAAACAAGUUUUGCAUACUGAUGAUGAUGAUAAUCUUGAAUGUAAUGGAGGGUGGAGACCUGUGUUAGAUAGCAUACCUGAACCUGAAUACUAAGAAGAAUAUAACAGAUAGAUAAUAGAUAUAUAUACAAAAAAAGUCUUGAGUUUGUUCAAAGGACAAAAUUUUUUGGGUUUUGGUUGUAUAUAAACUAGCCCUGGAUGAUAAAACUUUAAUAUUUGUUUAGAAGAUAAGCGCUGGGUUAUUUGCUGUUACCCUAUGGUCUUGCAUUACACGUUCAAUAACUCAACAAAUCGUUUGUUCAUCCUAAUUUUAAAACAGUAAUGGAAUGUCUAUAAUUAGAAAUGACACGAAUAUUUCCCAAUCAGCGUUUGCUUGCUCCCACAUUAGUAAUUUGUUGUGAAACGCAGCGUUUAGAGAAGAAAACAAAAACUCGGCGUCCAAAUAAAACAAUCUGUCAUUUUUUCAUAAACUACUAGUUGUUUAACCUAUUCAAACGAAACCACUAUGCCGUUUCUCGCGUAAAUCUUAUUUUUCUUGUUGUCUCUCUCUCACGUUGAUCCAAAAAGUGCUUAAGAACAAAACAAACAAAAAAAAAGAACAGAACA
Messenger RNA from Brassica rapa (field mustard), 1271 nucleotides. RefSeq lists its product as uncharacterized. Lineage: Eukaryota; Viridiplantae; Streptophyta; Magnoliopsida; Brassicales; Brassicaceae. The record is from RefSeq and is a predicted model, not a curated record.